CGCCGCCGCGCCCCGCGCCCGCCCCGCGCCCGGGGCCGGCGGCCGCGGCGAAUGGGGAACACUACCUCGUGCUGCGUGUCGUCCAGCCCCAAGCUCCGCAGGAAUGCCCACUCCCGGCUGGAGUCCUACCGGCCCGACACGGACCUGAGCCGCGAGGACACGGGCUGCAACCUGCAGCACAUCAGCGACCGGGAGAACAUCGACGAUUUGAACAUGGAAUUCAAUCCUUCAGACCAUCCUCGGGCCAGCACAAUAUUCCUCAGUAAAUCUCAGACGGACGUGAGAGAAAAACGCAAGAGUCUCUUCAUUAACCAUCAUCCUCCAGGACAAAUAGCAAGGAAAUACAGCUCCUGCUCCACUAUUUUCCUAGAUGAUAGCACAGUCAGUCAACCAAACCUCAAGUAUACAAUUAAAUGUGUAGCUCUCGCAAUAUAUUACCACAUCAAAAACAGGGACCCAGACGGAAGGAUGCUCUUAGAUAUUUUUGAUGAAAACCUUCACCCUCUUUCGAAAUCCGAAGUGCCACCAGAUUACGACAAACACAACCCCGAGCAGAAGCAGAUUUACCGGUUUGUUCGGACGCUGUUCAGUGCUGCUCAGCUGACGGCUGAAUGUGCCAUUGUCACCCUGGUGUACCUUGAAAGACUUUUAACGUAUGCAGAGAUAGAUAUCUGUCCGGCCAACUGGAAGCGAAUCGUGCUAGGGGCGAUCCUGCUGGCCUCCAAGGUGUGGGACGACCAGGCCGUGUGGAAUGUGGAUUACUGCCAGAUCCUGAAGGACAUCACGGUGGAGGACAUGAAUGAGCUAGAGCGACAGUUUCUUGAAUUGCUCCAGUUCAACAUCAAUGUUCCUUCCAGUGUUUAUGCCAAGUAUUAUUUUGACCUCCGUUCUCUGGCGGAAGCAAACAACCUGAGCUUCCCCUUGGAGCCCCUGAGCAGGGAGAGGGCUCACAAGCUUGAGGCCAUCUCUCGCCUCUGCGAGGACAAGUACAAGGACCUGAGAAGACCCACGAGGAAGCGGUCAGCAAGUGCUGACAAUCUGACUCUGCCGAGGUGGUCCCCCGCCAUCAUCUCCUAACCGUGGGCGUCCCCCCAGGAGGCUGCACCACCCCUCAGUUUCUCCUUUAGUUUGAGAAAAGACAGACUUGGGGUGGUUUUGUUUUUGUUUUCCCUUUCCUUUUCUUUUUAAGUUCAUAGCUCCUGUCUGGCCGCCUUGGUGCCCGCCUCCGCGCUGUGGCCCACCCGGAGCAAGGCUUCCAGGGAGCACGUCAGCGUUCUGGAGCCCUGUGCCCCACCUUCCCCUCGUUGUGAGCAGCACUUCCUUCCUGGAGGAAGAAGACUCUAAUCCCGGAGGAGGAAGCGAGGGGAGAGUGAAGCCAUGUGGAGGCAGGAAAGUGGUGACGUGGCCUGGCCAUUUCCUGGGUCCCUCGCCUGGUCGGUGGAGGAUGCCACGGAGACACAGCCGUAGUAACACAGUUGGAUGUGCGUUAGAGACGGGAGUGCCACCCUUGUCCCCUCCGCUGGGAUCAGUGUGUUCUCUCAGACUUCUUGCAUUCCUUCUUGCUGCUUUUUUGGGAUUUGGGGGAUUUUUGUUUGUUUUUAUUCUGUUUUGGUUUUGGUCCCACAGAGCAGAGAAUAUAGUUUGUACCCACCAUGGCGCAGACAUCCAAAUAAACAGUGCUGGUCGUUCUCUCCGCACUCCUCCCGUGAGCUGUCUUCUGAGCUUUCUUCCUCACAGUGGGAUGCGCUUCUUACGUUUCUGUACACCCUUAUUUUAUAUGGUUUUUCCUCAGCAAUGGCAAAAUUGACUUGACUGUAGUGCUGAACCAAAAGUGUCCAUUUCCCUCCUAUUCCUCACCCCAAGAAAAUUCUAGAUCACGUGGGUGCUUGUGCCUUCCGAUCUUCUUGCAGUUGUUUUUUUUGCUCUGACCUGAAGUCACAGUUACAAGGCAGUCAGACUUGGUGGCUGAAGGAGCAGUGAGCCGCGAAGGGUGUCCUCUGGCUGGUCUCUCUAGAGCGCUGGGGUCUGCCCUCAGAUGUCGAGGAGGAGCCGUUUCUUUGUACUCCCUGCUCCGUUCCCUCCUCCACUUCCACGUCCAUUGUUGCAAGCAAUAUUCUUCUCAAUUUUAUAUGUUUACUUUAAAUCAAAGUUAGUCUAUUUGUAUAAAAUUUUUUAAAAAUUUAAAAUAUAAAAAAUGGGGGAGGGAUUCCAGUGGGAAGAUCAUUGAUGGGCAAAAUGUUACUAUUUACUGAGGUAUUUUUCACAGAAUGAUUGAAUAAAAAACUCAACUUCGUUUUCACUGUGGGUGCUUAGAGAAGUAACAUAAAUUCAAACUGAAGGUGUAUGCUUCAUUAAUUGUGGCCACACUUUUUUGUUUUCUGACUAUCCCCAAUUUCCUUACAGGCUAAUGAAAAUCUUUCAUAUCGAGUAACAUAGAAGUAAGGUUAAUGAUAGGAUCUGAGUCAAGGAAGCAUAUAAUGUUUUGGGUUUUUGCGUGUUUUCUUGGGUCACAAUGACAGAGGUUUCUAAGUUUUUUCCUCUUUCAAGACUCUCUGAGGCGAAUGGCAACAGAUAGUGUGUGUCUCACCCUCCUCCGGUGUGAGCCUGGAAAACUCGGGAAUCGUAUUCCUAGGCCUGAGUGUCCUGAGGUCCUCUCCUGACCCCCAGCGUGGCUGCGCGGUGACACCUGCGGCAGGGACUCAAGCGGUGAAACCCAGGACCCCCGGGCUGAAAUGCCAGUGAGGCUUCACAUGUGAACAUAGCUGUUUGGGCCAGAAAUGUUGUCAAGUUCUUUCUGGCCUAAACUUUCAAAAGCAAACCAACAGAACAUGAAAAGUUAAUUAUCUUUCCAUUGUAAUUGUGUUGAUAUACUCUGUAUGGGUACCAAAAUCAGUUUUUCUCUUCAAGUAAGAGUUGGAUUUAGAACUUUAAAUAGAGAUCUAAAAAUGUAGAAAAUAUCAUUUUAUAUUCCCUAAUCUAUAUAGCUCACAAAGGGACAUAUUUUCUUAGCUAUGAAUACCUCUCAAGCUUAAAUUAGUUCCUCUCAUGUAAAGUAUCUUAUUUUACUGAUCCAUUUCAGGAAAGAGGUUCUGCCUUUAAAGCAGAAAUCUUAUUUUUAUCCCUUUUAUUUGAAUGAGAAAGAUUUGAAAAUUGAAUUCUGUAAAUGUUUCAAUGCAUCUGCUAUUAUUUUGUGGAGUUUAUUAAACUACUUUAAAAAAUU
Molecule: messenger RNA, 3220 nt
Organism: Equus quagga
Lineage: Eukaryota; Metazoa; Chordata; Mammalia; Perissodactyla; Equidae
Gene: CCNY
Product: cyclin Y
Exons: 10
Coding region: 52-1077 (341 amino acids)
Biological process (GO): regulation of canonical Wnt signaling pathway; regulation of cyclin-dependent protein serine/threonine kinase activity
Cellular component (GO): cytoplasmic cyclin-dependent protein kinase holoenzyme complex; plasma membrane
Molecular function (GO): cyclin-dependent protein serine/threonine kinase activator activity; protein kinase binding
Source: RefSeq, a predicted model, not a curated record